AUGCAGGUGCGGAAAAUCCUCCGCACCUGCUCACUCCCCUUCAAACUCGCAUCUGCGCAUUUCAACCUGCACCUGCAAUCAGAGCUCCGCAGGUACCUACUAGAGAAGCCGACGGUAGUAAAAGUGGCGGCAGCGCGUGGAAGGCCGGAAUUGAUUUAUUCGGUGCAACAGAGUAGCCCCGACAUUGGUUGGUGUUCGCAAAGGCUGAUGGGAGUUGGAAGGAAGAACCUUAGUCUCCGCAACCUCGGGAGUGCUCCUAGUCGAAUUUACAAGUUCUACUCGCGGGAGUUGUCUGUCAUAGGUAUUAUGGUUGUGGUCUAUGAUGGCAGAGUAAGGUCAUGUCCUCGGGGUGGGUUGGGGUGGGGUAGGGGUCAGGAGGUGGGACAGGAGGAAAGGGGGAGUAAAGGGAACAAGGGAGUCCAUAGGUUGAGAAUUGGGUAUUUGAACAUAGGUACAUCGACGGGUAAGUCUAUAGAGUUGGAAAAAAUUCUCCAGAAAAGCAAGGUCAGUAUAGCUUGUGUCCAGGAGACUAGGUGGGUAGGAUCGACGGCGAGGAAUGCAGACGGGUAUAAUCUAUGGUAUUCUGUAGUCAUAAAGGGUAAGAAUGGAGUGGGUAUCUUGGUGGAUAGGGAACUUAGAGAGUCUGUGGCAGAGGUUAGCACGUAUGCGCCACAUGCGGGCUUGGAUGAGGAGGUUAAAAGGGGCUUUUGGGAGGGGUUGGAUGAGAUAGUGCAUAGUAUUCCUCCGACAGAGAGGUUAUUUAUCGCAGGAGAUUCCAAUGGUCAUAUUGGGUCGACUACUGGUAGCUAUGGCGAGGUGCAUGGCGGCUUUGGUUUUGGGGAUAGGAACGGAGGAGGUACUUCGCUGUUGGAUUUCGCAAAGGCAUUUGAGUUGGUCAUUGCGAACUCUAGCUUUCCUAAGAGGGAGGAACAUUUAGUCACUUUCCAAAGUGCGAUGGCGAAGACUCAAAUUGAUUAUCGCCUUAUCAGGAGGUGUAAUAGAGGGAUGUGCAAGGAUUGUAAGGUUAUCCCAAGCGACUGGUGGUGGAAUAAAGUGGUCCAAGGUAAAGUGGAAGCGAAGAAGGCGGUGUACCUGAAGUUAGUAGGUAGCACAGGCGAGGAUGAGAGGAGAGCGAACAGGGUGAGGUAUAAGGUAACUAGGAAGGAGGCGAAGUUGGCAGUCACGGAGGCUAAGACUGCAGCGUUUGGUUGUGUAUACGAGGAACUGGGGAACAAAGGUGGGGAAAAAAAGUUAUUCCGGCUGGCCAAGGUGAGAGAGAUAAAGGCUCGGGAUCUAGACCAAGUGAGGUGCAUCAAAGACGAGGAUGGUAAAGUUUUGAUGGGAGAGGCUCAGAUUAAGCGAAGAUGA
Molecule: messenger RNA, 1368 nt
Organism: Nicotiana attenuata
Lineage: Eukaryota; Viridiplantae; Streptophyta; Magnoliopsida; Solanales; Solanaceae
Product: craniofacial development protein 2-like
Exons: 5
Coding region: 1-1368 (455 amino acids)
Biological process (GO): chromatin remodeling
Cellular component (GO): nucleus
Source: RefSeq, a predicted model, not a curated record